CGUGAAGGCGGAGAAGUUGAACGGGGUCAAAAGGCCCUUUUGUAAAUGAGAAAUUUCUCACUCUUCAAAUUUUUGAACAAGAACCGCUUGAGCAGUUAAGCUUUAAUUACUUUAUUUACACUCAGAAGUCUUCAGAACCUAUCAGAUCAGAAAAGUUCGCUUUCGUGAGAAGCUGAGUCCCAUUAGCAGCGUUCAAGGUUCAAAUUGGCUGCUCACUUACUUCGUUCAACUCAAAGGUACGUCUUUUAAUAUUUCCUCAGUUCAAAGGUAAAUUUUCAGCAGUAUUUUGCGCCGUACAUAUGUAGUUAUGUGCAUGUAGUGUCAUCGCAUCAUACUAUAUAUUCUAAAGACAAUAGGGAGUUCACGCUCUUAGUUGCAUCAUGGGUAAUCAGGGUAAGAUGGCGGGAAAUUCCUAGAUUUGUAUGAGAAUUAAAAGCCAGCUAAUUCUUAAGAAAACCUCGAUUUUUCCAUACAUAAUUUCAUAAUUUCUCUAAAUGCUGAUCAAUGGGCCUCUUUGCACUCCAGAUUUAGUGUAUUGUUUCUCUGAAAUCGUAAACUUGUUACUCUUUUCAAAGACAAAGCAUCAAAGAUAUGAAUUCAGGAAGAAUUAGCUGGCUUUGAAUUCUAAUAAAAAUCUUUGAAUUUCUCGCCAUCUUGCCUUGAUUACCCAUGAUGCAACCAUGAGCAUGAACUCCUCCAUGGCACCCAUUUAUAUUGACCCCUGCCUGUGAACUCAUUGUUUGUUUCAUUGGAUAUAUGAAUUCGAGAGCAGAUCCUCACGAAACUUGGGGGAAGCUUACUAAUGGGGAGAUCCAAACAAGAUUAAAAAUUGCACCAUAAGUAAACUUACUCGUAUUCAGGAUGACAAUUAUGCCACUGAACACAUGAGCACGAAAACCUACACUGAUCGACAGAUCCCCUCUUGAAAUUUUGCUGAAAGCUAGUCAUGCCAUUUGCUGGUUAGUAGUGCUUGUACAUGUGGACAGUGAUAUUCUCAUGUGCAGUUACAGAGAAAAAGUCAGUUGUUUUGUUGCAGACUCUUGCCUCUGGCCACAGGUUCCAAUAACUUUUUCCCACUGAAUGUUUUCCCUGAGCGGUUGUUUAUGGUAGAAUACGUGUAGAUGUCUGUGACUAGGAAAGGGACAUAACGCUUCUUUUCCCUAAGGGAAAAGUUGGCUUAGUUGGUUAUUUUAUGCCCUGUUUCUCACAGGGCUUAAACCAGGGUUGUCAAAAGUAGCUGGCUGCCGGCGAAAAUCACUGCAUUCUUGGUUAGUAUCGGCUGUCUACUCUGCUUGGCAUUUCUUCACAGAUGGCAUUUUUUAAAUAAAAUAUCCCUGGACUGGCCGCUUACUUUGACAACUCUGCCAUCUACUUCAAAACUUUCUGACAGCCCAGUUAAACAAACCACCUACGCGACAAGCAAAAGACAAGAACAACUUCGUAAACGUCAAAAGCCAUGCAAGAGAGAAACCUCUCCUCACCAAGUUUAGCUGUCAUGUAGGUUAAAAAAGAGAGGGAGAUUUUGCUAUCUGAACAGUCAUUUUAUUAGGAAAAGUAUUAUUUUAAUGUUCAUGAGUUCUUCAAGAAAUAAAUUCAUGCUUUUGUAGCAAAGCUCAGUAACAGAUGUUUCUGUUGGUUUCCAGCCUCCAUGUUGGUGCCCUCAUUUAGCUGGAUUGUCACCAACAUGGCAUCUCCAUUUAAAGCUCUGUUAUUUCUUCUGACAUCUCACAUAGAAUUAUGAAAUAUUGGCAUUGACCUGAUUAGCAAGGAUCUUUGUAUGGGUAUCUCCUUUAAUUUCCUGGAUUCUUGACUUUAUCUAUUGAACAGUUUUCAUUUUGAUAAUUAUUUAAUGGCAUAACAGGGAAAAACAGUGAUACAGUUUGUAGGUGACAGUGCAGACACCCAGGGUUGUCAGAAAGUUUUAAAGUAGACAGCUGAGUUGUCAAAGUAAGUGGCCUGUCCAAGGAUAUUUUAUUUAAAAAACUUCACCAGUAAAGAAAUGCCAAGCAGAGUACAUGUAGCUGGCCGAUACUAACCAAGUAGGUGGCGAUUUUCGCCGGGAGCCAGCUACUUUUGACAACCCUGGACCCCAAGGAGGAUACUCCCGAUUUCAAGUGACAAGGGUGAUCGAAGGAUUUUUUUGGGUUUGAAAUUUUCAAGUUUGGGAUUUUUUGGGGUUGGAAAAUUUGCAAGUACUUUUUGGGUAGGUUGAUGUAAGUGUAGAGAUUUUUGGGGGUAUUCCAAACCACCUGAAGAUUUGUGGCAGUUCCCAUGUAUCCCAGCUGCAUAGUUGCGCAAAUAAAUUUUUAUGGCUCAGAUUUAUGACUCAGAUAUUGAAAUCAUGAGUACUCCCCUCCCCCCCCUCCUCCCCCGGGGUGCAGAUCACCAGUCACUGUGUUUUAAAUCUACUUAUCCCAGAUUUCUAGGCAGGACUUGUUUUGUCAUGCAUUAAAGUGGCUGUGUUCAAUGCUGUUCAGUUUUUUUUAAAAUUUAAAAAACAAAUUACAAUCAUCACGUUUGUAAGCCGUUCGUGACUGCUCGUUCAAAGAUUUCAUGAGCCGUUCGAACGUUUAGAUUGCUCGUUCGGAAUUUUUUUAUGAGCCGUUCGAACGGUUUGGUUACCCGUUCGGAAUUUUUUAUGAGCCGUUCGAACGGUUUGGUUACCCGUUCGGAAUGUUCUACGACCCGUUCGAACGGUUAGGCUACCCGUUCGCAAUUUUCCCCGAGCCGUUCGAACGGCUAAGCUACCCGUUCGGAAUACUUAAUCACCCGUUCGAACACUCAUUGAAACCCGUUUAAAACGGCUUGGUGACCCGUUUGUAACCCGUUCGAUGGCCGUUCAUUUCACCCGUUUAACGGAAAGUCGUUAUAGUACGUUUUCGCAUGAAAGGUCACAAAUGCCAGUUAUGCAUCUUUUUUGUUAUAGAACUUGAGGAAAUACUUGUGAAUGACAAAAUCAGAGCUGCAUCACAAUCAAAUAAUUUUGUCACCCAAGCAUUAUAUCAAAAGUUAAAAACAUCAAAGUGAACUUUAAAAACUGUUAGGCUAACAGGUUUACAAAAAUCACAAUUGAAAUCUGUUUCAAUCUUCUUCAAGUUUGUCCAUCUGUGCCUCCUUUUGUGUUUGCAUUGUUAUAAUUUAUACCUUCUUUUCAUGUUUUGAGCAGUUUUUUUAUGUUUGCAAUAGGUGCUGUCCUUGUUUGAUGCAGGGGGUUCAUUAGGCAUCAAAGAUGAGAUAAUUCUCUGUUUACUACACACAAUCCUCUGGCUAAUGUUCAGUUGCCCAUGACUACUUUUUAUUAAGACGAAGAGCCUCUUUCAAUUAUUCGCCAGUAACGUUGCUAAUUUCUCCUACUACCAGAAUUCUAUGGCAACCCUAUUGAUGUAAGGCUUUUAUCUUGGUGUAGUUGAUAGCAUCAAAUCCUGAAGGUCAAAAAACAUUUUUUUUAGAAAGAACAUUAAUGUAAUAUUAACAUUUACAGAUAACUUUGUAAAGGAGUGUUGAUGGUUUGCUGCAUAAUUUGUGGAUACAUUUUGGAACUGUUCAGUAGUUAUGGAUGUAAGUGAACCAAACACAUCAUCAAGUGGUCAAGGGCAGAGUACCCCCGGUGAAACUGCAGGUACAACUAAAGUAGUAACAGUUGAUCAGAAGUAAUUAUGGUAAAAGAAAACCUUUAUAAUGUUGUUAAAUGUUUUAGCAACAAAGCAUUAAAAUACAGAGCUGACACACACUUGUGCAAUACAAGCAGUCUAGUAACUGUUGAAGUGGCUUUAAUUCCCCGACAGGUAAUUUUAGAAAGAAUGACACUGGAAGUCCACGAUGAAGAAGGUGCUUGCCAUUUACACAAACCUGAUUUAAGUGGUAAUCUUGUGUAUGUUGAACACAAAAUGAUAAAAUUGGAUGUGUAAGGAGACACCCUGUUACAUUAAAGUAUAUCCAAAUCACCAUAACAGACUAAAAAAGUUGAAAAAUUGCAUGGCCUCAAAUCACAGCCCAAAUUUAACCAACUGCCUUGCUUAAGUGGAAGGUGGGUGCCUGGGAUACCUAGGGGCUUCCACUGUGGCCAGCCAGCCCCUAGAUAGAAAACUGCCCCCAUGGCUGGCAAAUCCCCGCAACCCAGCCAUGAGCCCCCUUUCCAGGCACCCGUCACACUGAUGAAACAGUGGAAGGAAGAAAAAUAGGGAUGGGAGGGGGAGAAGACGCUAAAUGAACCGCUCCACAGACCACUGCACAAACGCUCGAUGAAGAACUCGCAGAUCCUAGCCGUGUACAAAGCUACCACAAACCAUGUGAGCCUGCACUUAUGGGAUUGACCGCUGGAUGCCCGCUACGCUCGUGGGCCGCUUGAACGCUAAGCUUGUGGACCACUUGACCGCUUAACUUGUGGACCGCUAAUCUUGUGGACCGCUUAACUGCUAAGCUUGUGAACAGCUUGACCGCUACGCUUGUGAACCGCUUGACCGCUAAGCUUAUGAACCGCUUGACUGCUAAGCUCAUGGUGGUUAACUUAGUUAAAUUACAUUUAACCAAAUUCAAUUCUGAAGCUUCCUAAACAGAAUGGCCUAAACCAUUUGAUUUUCCAGCCAGAAUUUCUGGUUUCCCAAGUUACCCUAGUUUCUAGAUACCCAUGCAUGUACCCUAGACACAGAAGAAGAGUCAGGGACAGGAAAAGGCAUGGUUAUCAGUUUGCAUAAGAAGCAGGUUUACUCAUGUGAGAAGAUUUGGUUUUUCAACCGAUUUGAUGCCUAUUAACAAAAGGUAAUUUUCAGCCACUGUUGAAUGGGGAAUGGCAAGAGUGGACAAUUCAAGUGCUAGCCCAUAUUAUUUUGUGCAUGACUCUGUUGGUAGUGUCCUACAUUUUAAUCUUCAUUUAUCUUAAACUGGGUACAAUUUUUUAAAGGUAGUAGCCAUAGUACUGGUUCAAACAACUCAAGAAGGAGUUUUUCUGAAGCAUUAAGUCGUCCUUCUACAACCCAAGGUUAGAUACUAUAAUGCUUUUUUAUUAUGCACUGCAAGUGAGAUGAUGUAAAUCCUUUGUUUUGAUGUGCACUUUAAAAACGCAUUUUACCUGAGUGUCAAUGCCAUAUUUAGUACUAAUUGAGAACCCUGUUUCUGUGUCAACAUGAAAGACAGGACCCCAUUUUAUGUGGUCAUCUGAGUCAUGCAACGGUCUAGCCAUUAAUUUUUACAGGGCAGAGCCGAGAGGCAGUAUCUUUAUUUCUCAGUUAUUUUAAGACCUUGAGUUUUGGUCCAGUCCUGGAACAGUCAACCUCCUGCUCUGCAGACAAGUGCUCUACCUCCUUAGCUAGAUCAGCCUACCACACACCUGCUGCCGCAACCAACUACAAUUAAAUAGCACCAAAUGCAGUAAAAUUACCCACUAAUGAUCAUAAUCAUUCACGUUUUGGCAUAUAUUGAUUUACCAAAUCAUUAACAUAUGCAUGUAGCCUCUAAACUGCUAAUUAUAAAUGUUCAAAUGUAUAAAGUACAGUCAAAUCACUACUUAAGUGAUGAGUUUCGCCAUUCCAGACGUCAUAAAUCUGCACUUUGGCUGGGAUAAAGAAAAACUCUUCGGUAUCUUUAAGUUCAAAGAACUGUCUACUAAAAAGGAUUUCUAAUAUGGAGCUGUCUUAAUUAAGUUUUAACCCUUUUCAUCAAACACUAUACAAAAGCAACGGUUGCAUGUACAUGUAUUUAUUAUAUACAUACUGAGAAAUACUCACCAAAAAGCUAUGUCGUAAAUUUUCGUACGCAAAUUAGUUCUAGCCAAUCAGAGGAGCGAACGAUGGUUUUCACACGUGAAAAAAAUGAUACGUCCAAUCGGAAUGGCGAACAAUGUUUUUUCACGUGUGAGAAAAAUGAUACGUCCAAUCAGAAGCCACAGAGGUGUGUGAGUUUCGCGCAAAAAUUCCCGCCUUUUAUUGCAGCUUGCAGCGCCGCUUCGUACACAUUGAACGAGAAAAGUUUUACUCAAAGAGUUUUUCCUGCUAAAAAAGUGAAAAACAUUUCGGAAAUGGAGUGGAAUAGUUUCGUUUGUUUCACUGUCGAUAAAGAAAACGGUAGAGAGCCGGCGAAACAACAGCGGAAAGGGAUAAACAGAACGAGACGUAAGCUUUUGUUGGGCUUUUUGUCUGAGCUACUUUGCCUUUCAUUUAAGCUUAAGCUUAUAUUGAAACCGGCCAUUUUACUUAAAUUCACUCAUUUUCAAUUGUGCAUUGAGAACGAACAGUUAAGAUUACUUAUAGUUCUUGGAUUACCUCAUAUCCUCACCGUCAUUUAUGUUUUUAACAAACGUUUUUACUAAAAAGCUGAUACUUCGUUUUCGUUGUGAUUUUGCGGUAAGUGUGUAGUGGCAAAUUUUAGCAUUUUUGAAAGAUUUAAAUUAAAAGGCUGCCAAAAUGAUGAAUGUCUCAUAUGUAUAUAAUAAACACUUUGUACGGUAUUUACGCACUCGUUGUUUUUGUAUCAGAAAUCUUACUCGUUCGCUGCGCUCACUCGUUCGAUUUCUGAUACGUCAACAACUCGUGCGUAAAUACCGUACGCCAGCACUUUCCAUGAAGUAUUCUCUAUGUCAGCUUUGGUUUUAUUUAAUAAAAAUUUUUCUUGUGACCACCAGGCAACUGUUGUUCUUUUUAUGUGCCUUUUUUCAACGGUAAAUUAUCUCAGAAAAGCCAUCUUGGGAAAGGUUAUAAAGUUGUUGUAUAGUGUAUCCCAUUGCCAUGUUAUGCCUCUCUUAGGCCCAGUGUUCUCAAUAGAUUUUUAAUUAGGAGGUGAUCACUGAUAAAGUAGGAGGCUCUUCAGCAAAGCCAGAGGUGUCAAAACAAAGCAAAGAAAAGCGACUUAAACACAAAGUAAGCGGCUAUAAACCCCAAAGUAAGCGGCGAUCAAUCGCCGGGUGCCGCCUUCUAUUGAGAACCCUGUAGGCCUAGAGUAGAUAAUAUUAUGUCAGAUACUGGAGACCAGGAAUGCAGCAGUGGUAGAAAACGAAAGAUUGGAAGUUUCUGCAUUUUAAAUUUUCACUUAAUGUUUUCCUCCCUUGCUUUUUGUCUUCAGCUGCUGCCUCUGAUGAGGAUCAAACUGAUCACAAGCGCAGGAGACUAGACACUACUGGAGAUCAAGCUAACAGUGAUGGUAAAUAAGACAUUGUUUCUAUGUACAUAACGUUAUACAAACAAUAAUAUUGUAUCAAGAUAAUGACUAAUAUUAUUUGUUUUGUCUGUGGCUUUUGUAUGUGGUACGGAACAUCUUUGCUCACUCAAACCAUUAUCUGGUCAUUUCCAUGGCUACCAUGCUGCUCAGAGCUUUACAGUGGCAUUAAAAAUAAUUGCUUCAGUUCUCCUUCCAACUGUCGAAAAUUGCAGACAACUAUCUCAAUGCAGUGCUAUCACAACAACAGAACGCUGGGCUCAAGACCAUCACACAAGGAGGGAAAAAUGCAUGUACUUACCUGAGAUAACGCUUGACAGUAACCUGCCCCAGUGCUCCAUCAACAUACAGGUGCUACCCUAUACAAGAAAUGAUGGCCAAAUACGCACUUAAAAAACGCUUCAAGAAUGCCGUUAACAAGACUUUUGCCCCUUGGUGUUGAAAACUUUAAAUUACAUUUUACUGCAUGUUAUGCCCAAGUGGCAAAUAGAGGUGAGGUGCCUGAGGGCGCCUAGGGUUGCAUAUGAAAUGACACCCCAAGAUGCUAGAACACUUGACUGGCCCACCCAAAACUGCAAACCAGCCACAAGCCCUAGCGCCAUGCCGAAGAGAUCUCCAGGUUCGGACCAAUGCAACCCAGGGCAAUGAAGGGGAGCUCAGGGCACCUAAGCCACAGUUCCUGGAAGUCCAACCUAUAUGUAAGACACCUAUCUACAGGCAAGACCCUAAUGUGCUACAACUGGUUGGAAACGUGAGUGAUCGCAGGAUUGAAGUGACUUUCUGGCUAACCCUCAGGGGUUAAAUUGUGAUUGGGAGACAUCCAGCAGACACAUGGCCACGAUCCUGCUGCUGUAACUGAAGACAGUUGGCAAACAGUGCCGCAAUGGCAUCAAACUUUGGUCCUAUAAAGUGUCAGACUAACGUAAACCCAUCACAGACUCAUUGUCAAACAAAAACUCUAUAAGUUGUGGCUUUCACCGGGGGCUUCACAGCGAGGCUGUGACAAUUUCAAUUAACUGGAUUAGGGUUGGAUCUGUGGAUGUUUCUUUGGCUGGCAAAGCCAGCUACCUCAGUGUGUGGCUUGAUACAAAGCUUACUUUGUCUACUCAUAAAUCAAUAAGAUGUGUGGAGCAGCAUUUUUCUACCUUUAAAAUAUUCCUCACAUAAGGAAAUUCCUAUCUAAAAGCGCACUGAAACCCCUAUUCACAUGUUCAUUACUAGCAUCCUUGAUUACUGCAACAGUUUAUUCUACAGUUUGCUCAACAGUCUUACCUUAAAGCUCCAGCGAAUUCAAAAGGCAUGUGCUCACUUGGUAUAUUCUGUGACUAAAUUCUGUCUACGGGAUCUGCACUGGCUACCUGUGAGGCAGCUCAUUGAUUUUAAGAUAAUAUUAAUUAUUUUUAAGACUUUAAAUAAUAUGGCUCCUUCUUAUCUUUCUUCUCUUAUUUGUGUUGCUACACCUUCGGGUUUGCAGUUCUUGUGAUGGAAACUUAUUCCGCUUUCCUCCAAUGAAAUCACCAAAGACCCUUGGGGAUUGCGCUUUCAUGUUUGCUGCCCCAAAGUUGUGAAGCAACAUACCACAGGACAUAAGGAUGACCACAAGUCUAUCAUGUUUUAAAAUUAAACUGAAAACUUUUUAAUUUUCGAACAUGUUUUCAUGACUAGGUUCUUAAUUUUUACUUGUCUUACUUUUAAUUAUUUGUAUGUACUGAUAAUUAUUAUCUUUAAAACUUCUGUAAAGUGCAAUUGAGCAUUCGUGUGGAAAUUGCCCUAUAUUAGUGACUUGACAAUUAUUAUUAUUAUUGCGGGCAACGAGAGGACCUUCGAUUGUUGUUGCCCGCACUCCGUAACCUUUGGUUAUCGCUAGUUGUUGUUAUAGGAUUUUAAUAGUUACCGUUGUUAUCAAUAAAAUAUGUUCGUUGUUAUUAUUAGUAUUAUUAUUAUUAUUAUCAUUAUUAAAUACAAAAAUUAAAUGAUUGUCGCAGUGGUGAUUGCAAUUUAAGCAAUGGCAAAUUACCCUGAAAAAAUUUUUCGUGGCUUCAACACAAUUGAAACCCAUGGCCUCUACGUCAGCGCAGCACUGCUCCACCAACUCAACAAAUUGGCCUACUCCCAAUUUAUGGGUCUUCAUUGCUCAGUUGGUAGAGCACUGCAGUGCUAACGCUAAUUUUUUUUCAUGUCAAUUUACAAUUGUUUAGAUUGCCAUUAUUACUGCGAUGAUCACAUCUUCAUUUAAAUUUGUAUUUCUGCAGUUUACAUCAUCGUCAUUCUGCAUUAAACUCCAUUUAUCAGAAUGUCUCAGUGUAUUUUUGCAUGGCUAUUUAAUUGCUUUUUUGUUUUUACUUCUUUUGUAUGGCAAUUGGGUGUAUUGCUAGGCAACCUAAACGCACUGCAUGGGCUUGGUUUUCAUGCACUGUUUGAUGUAUAUCUUUCAGAACUCGACUUCAAAGUUGUGUUUGCUCUGGACUUCUCCAAGACAGUGUCAACGGAAGACUUUCAAAAGGAGUUCAGAUUUUCUCAAGAUAUUUCCAGUUGCUGGAAGCUCCCCUCGGAGAGUGCAAAGACUGCGCUUGUUGUCUAUGGGGAGGGUGCUGAUACAGUACCCAUAGAUGUACAUUCAAUGGUAAUAUCUGUUCCACACCAAAGUGACAGUGAAUUCAGAAGAAUGGAUUUGGCCUUAAUAGAGGCUGCUACCCAUUUCAGUGAAAAUCCAACUCAGCAAAAGCUCAUUGUGCUGAUAACUGCUGGAAAACAGCUCUCAGGGGCAGAAGGAAGUGAAGAUGACCAGGAAAGGCUGGAGUCAAUCUCUGAAGCACUUUGCUCCAGCAAAAUCAAGGUUAUAAUUGUGCCAGUUGGCUGGGAAACCGACUUCAAAGAGCUUGGAUUAAUAGUGAAGCGACCACAGUCACUGUUUCCCCUGGAGUGUUUUGAUGACAUGACACAUGUUACUGCCGAGAAAAUUGCAACAGCCAUCAAAGCCACGAUAGGUGAGAUCUUAUUAUCUUGUUAUAAAUUUAAGGCUGACAUACACAUACACACUAUAAGAACCAACUGUACAGGUAGCUGUUUGCAUUUUCUCUUAUGCUAACAAACAGUCAAGUGGUUUAAGCUGGCAAAUUGUAUUAAAAAUGAACAACAGAACUAAGUAGACUUUAAAAAGAUUUCCAUUAAAACGAUGUGUUUCUUUUUAACGUUUAGACAUUGAAAAAUUUGCAAAGGACAGAGUGUAUAAAUUCCAAGAUGUCCCUCAGGAGGCAGGACUGUGGGAGAACAUAAGUCUUUGUUCUGAUGUCAUGGAGGGAGCUUGGUACUUGCUAUAUGAUAACAAGAAGAAACCCUCAAGGUCAGAGACCGUCAAGAAAUUUAUUCGAGAAAGUAUUGACAGUUUUCAUAGUACACUGGUAACGGAAAGUAAGAUAUGUUUAUCACUUGCUGUGUUUGGGAACCAAGGGGUUGGUAAAAGUUUUUUUCUCAAUUUUCUUUUAAACUGGGGUUUACGCGCUGAUCAACAAGUGGCAAAUGGGCCUCUUCCUUCCGCAGAAGGAGGUAGCCAGACACCACUUCCGAUAUAUGUUAAAUACGGAAAAAGAGUUAAAGUUUUGUUACACACGAAAAAGAAAGGUGUUAGUCCUGAAAUUUGGUUCCCAGAAGCAAACCUGGAGAAGAAGACCUUGGAAGACGUACGAGAUUUGCUAAGAAGAAAAUUCCAAGAAUUAGAUCAAGACGGAAACUCGCACGAUUCAAACGUAAAAGACGAAGUGCGUGUUGAGCUUCAAGGACCAUUUCCAGUUUUCCAUGGGCUGAAAAACAGGACGAUGACAAGCUCGGGGCAAUUAGAAUUAGAGGUUGAUGUAGAGUUCGUAGACGUUCCUGGGUACGGCGCUGAAACUGGCAAUGAUUCGAUAAGUGUGGAGCUAAGUAAAGCUGAUGUGGUGUUGUUUUUCGACAGUCAAAGCCAACUGUCAGGAAGGCCAGUGUCAGCUGAAGACAUCGCAGCAAUUUUUCGAAAACAUGACGAGUUUGAAUUUACCCGUAGACCGAAACUGGUUCAUGUAGUCAAUGACAGGAGAGUUCCCACCAGCACGUCAUCAGGCAACAUAGAUCUUUUGCUGCAAAAGAAAGAGGAGGAUCUCUCAAAUGCGUGGGACCUGUUUCUCGAAUGUAGCACUUAUGAAGACGAAAGAGGAAAGGUUCCUCAGCUUAGUGGAGAGGCCGUUUUGGAAAAAUUGCGGAAUGAAAGUGAGGUGGUGUAUUUUAAUCCAGCUGAGCACUGUAGCCUUUUUAAGAAGUUAAAAGAAGUUGUUAAACAGCAUGUUGAGCAUGUUAUGAUAAAACAAGCAGUCCAUCCAUUUUUGCAGAAAGUCCACCUAGCUGCAAAAAAGCUCAAAAGUCGAAUUGGUCGGAACUUGACUACAGAAAAAAGGAAGAAUAAAGCCAUUGCCAUCAAAGAAGGAGGGGUGAUUUGUGAAAUACAGCCAGACGAGAAUGAGGCAAGCGAUCUCGUGACAUCUUUCCUAACUCAAACGGAACUGCCUUUGGAUUUAGGUAGUGACAGCCUUUUUAGAUUCUUGCACGACAAUUUCAUGUGUUCAGAUGAAACGUCGCGUUUCCUUUCAAAUUUGCUAAGACGAUCACUCGAAACCUUCACUAAUCGACUGAUUUACACCUUUAGGAAUGCCAUCUGGUCAACAUCCCAGGAAGCCCCAUCAGAUCUCAUAGAAGUCGUGGAGAUCUUGUGCGAGAGCCGAGUGCAGCAAUUCUUUUCUAACAGUGCUUCAGCCUACCUACGAGAUGUUGUAAACAAGGGGAAAGAUCGAAACCCCUUUAGCGGAAGACAAAAGACUGCUUGGUCAAAAGCUAAUGGUGAAGGAAAAAAAGAUCUGCUCAAAAACUUCCUUUUUAUUCUCCUGAAACGCACCUAUGAAUUCCUUGAGAAAGAAACUGGUGGCAGACGACAGCAAAAGAAGUCGCAUUUCAUCUUAACAGAACAACUUAAACAAGAUGUGAAAGAUUUGCUUGCAGUGCGAUCUCUUGAUGUUGAUGCUUGUAGACCUGCUCUUUUAGAGAUACUGUAUAAACAUCUACAGAAAGUAAUUGAAUUUUGCCACAAAACCAUCCGUGAGAUAAAUCCCCAUCCGUCCUUAGAUAUUCAGAAAGAUAUCUCACUGCCUGAGAAAAUGGUAGAUAAAGACGAAAACAGCAUCGUACCCUUACAAUCUGGUCAUGAGAAAAUCGUUAAAGAGGUGAAAGAUCUCCUUCGCAAGUCUACUGCAAAGGCAGCGGCUGAUGCCAUUCGAAAACUGGAGACGAAGUUGAAUUUGGGCAAAGGUGGCUUGGGACUUCCAGACAAUGUGGAUCAUCGUCUGUGGGCGAAGGUGUUGAUUAAUGUUCUCAGUGACAAGGAUCAUUUUAAUAUCCCACUUGAAAAUUGUGUCCUUGUUGACCAUCAUGUUGCAGAAGUGGGAAACCUUUUUGCGCUGGCUCGAAAACAUGUGUCUGCUUAUCAGACGUCCGGUGUAACCUGUAGAGUAGUACAAGAACCUUCCCUUUCUGACGAUGUCAUUCGUUUGAGGAAGAGCGCGCAAGAAAAGUACUGUUUGGAAGUUCUUUUCUCUCCCCUGAUGACUGCCAAGCUUGAUGCAAUUAGCAAAGGUUUUAAAGAUCCUUCGCAAAGCCUCGCACCGAUUUUCAUUCCAACAAUACGGCCUGGUCCAACACCAGAGAUCAUAGGAAACUACUUUCUUGAGGAAGAUCCAUGGAGUAAAUAUUCUCAAUCGAAUGACAGAUUAGAGGACGAAGACCAAAAUAUGGUCGGUGAAGAGUUUAGAGCACAAAAUGGUAGUUCUGUUCUUAACAUUUUUCUGGUUGUGGAGCCACAUCACUUAGAAACUGUUCAAGCCACAAUGGAAGGACUUCGGCGGCCUUCUGUGAACAACGUUAAUCUGAUGUACGUUGUUUUGCCACAGAGAGGACGAGGAAUUGGUGUCACGAGGGCAGUUAUUAAAAGCCUCGCAGAGUGCUUCAGAUUUUCACUGUACUGGACUAUUGACGACGAUAUUCAGUUUAUGUAUCAAUUUGACGGGAACAGCCGCAGGUGGUACAAGUGCUCAAUCACCAGGGGACUUCUGUUUGGACAGCGAGUGUUUCAGACCUGUUUAGAGAAGACAGCCAAAUAUCUGAGCGACGACGAAAGGCAUGACGUGUACGAAGAUGCAACCAGGGGUUGGGAACAGUGGACCAAACGAAUAAAGCGUAGUGCCAACACACUUCUUAUUAAUGACAGCUCUUUUUUGGAGGUGCAAAGAAAUCCAAGCCUUUUGCAUUCGCCAUUUGUUGAGGCAGCAAAAGUCUGUGGUGGUGAUCCUGUAAAAGAAAAGAAAAUGAUUGAUUACGAACGCCAAUUUGUUUCGGAAUGCAGAAAAAGACUCUUCGAAGACACUGUCAACCACAUAGCGGGCGUGUCCCUCGCUCACGAAUCAAGCAGACGGUAUGACUACAUGAGCAAGUAUCCAAAAGCUGACUAUAUGUGUAGUGAGCAACGAUACCAAGUGGUUCUGCAUAACGCCCCAGCCCUGAAGGGAAGAAAUUAUGUUACUGAUGAAGUGCUUUUCAGUGACGAAGAAUUUCAAGUUAAUGAUGAAAGCAAACGCGAUUCCCUUUAUUGGGGGAUCAGAGGAAGUACUAAAUCGUUCUGCCAUGCUCUGAAGGUCAGUGGUGUGAUUGGCUAUCAAGUGAUACGAAUCGUCCACAGUCACAACAAGGCGCUCCGAAAAGUCUUCACCAGGGCUCCUCCUAUUCUUAACAUAGAUGAGGACGAGGAUGAGAAUGACGACAUAAACAUGGAGGAUGAUUAGAAGAAAUAAAUACAUAAUAACGAGCCGCAGGAUUGACUAUCCAUAUUCAGUUCGAUACACUUGAUUAUGAGAAGGACAGAGGUAGCUUUUUUAAUUUGGCAUAAACAACAUUUGGGUCUGUCGGAAAGUUUCAGCCUUAUGUUGUAAUUUAUUUCAGGCAUUUCGCUUACUAUGAAUAAUUGUUAUUUAUACUGAUAGGGACAUUGCCUGUGCCUUGUUGAAAAUUUGCGUGUAAACCCGGUCUUUGUUUUUACCAUUAAGAUUUUUUUUCGAAAAAGAUGAAGCUGAUAGAAAUGCUUCAAUUUCGGAUAACGUCAAUGUCGGUUUUGAAAUAUACAGUGUAUUUUUUUGAAGUUUGUAUGGUCAUCUGGCUGUCCAGAAUGGAAUAUUAAGAUAUGUUGAUUGUAGACACAAUUGUAGACGCAAUACAAUUCAAACAAAACUGUAACGAGAGAUACUUGAUUAUGUACGUACGGUUCAAAGUUGCUUCUUAAAAAUUGCCAGUGUCUGGUUUCCUAUCACAGCAAUUGUUUGUAUGGGUUAUAUAAGAGGCUCCUUUGAGAGGACGAGUGCAGGCUCCUUUCCUUAAUAUGAAUUAUCUGCUUUUGUUUUAAUGAGUAGUGCAUUUUACUGUAAAGCUACGUAAAACGGGCAACAAAAACGCGCGAAUCGUUUUGCAACAUUGCUGCAGUGCGAUGUAGUACGUUUUACAACCCAUAUUUAAACCUGACUUGCAACAAAUAAAGGUUGCUGCAAGUUGCGUGGAUACCAACUUCUGAUUGGAUAAAAGUACGCGAGAAU
Molecule: messenger RNA, 14801 nt
Organism: Porites lobata
Lineage: Eukaryota; Metazoa; Cnidaria; Anthozoa; Scleractinia; Poritidae
Source: the annotation of a GenBank genome assembly